AUAUGUGAGCCCGCGACAUUGACCUGCGAGCUUUUUCGGCAAUUUGGCGCAUGCUUCCCUUCAUGUGAUACAAAUAUGGCGGACGAGGAUUUCGGUUUUAACGCCUAGCGUCUAGUUUUUGUGUAAAUUUUUCCCAAUUAUCCUCACCAGCAAGGUUUAUUUUUAUAUCUAGAGUACCAGCGUGGAAGCCGAAUCAGACAGGAAGACAAAGAGACUGUCAGAAAGAAGAUUACUUUUUAAUACGCACCGCGUGACAGACUGACCUGCGCGAAGAGCGCUGAAACGUUAGACAUAACAAAAGCUCAGGACACAUGUCUUUACCAUUAGGAGCAACGCCGCGUGUCGCCCGAGAUUACCGACAGUUUAGCCAGAGUCCUUUGUCACAGCCAUUUCAAGGAGGUUCAGCGGCCGCUAUGGCCCAAGCUGCAAGAUUUCGUCCACCUUAUCACCCUGGACCUCAAGCAAUGAUGGGACAGGCUCCAAACCAGUGGGGACAGAUGAGCUAUGGGCAGCCAAGAUUUGCAACCCAGAGACUUAUUUCACAGGCAACUGAUAUUCGCAUUCCAAAGCCUCCAAAGCCUCCAGAGAAACCGUUAAUGCCUUACAUGAGGUUUAGUAGGAAGGUGUGGGAUCAAGUAAAGCUCCAAAAUCCAGAGUCAAAAUUGUGGGAAAUUGGGAGAAUCAUUGGGCAAAUGUGGAGAGAUCUCAGUGACCCAGAAAAACAGGAACACUUGGAUGAAUACGAAGUUGAAAAGCAAGAGUACAAUGAGGCAAUGAAAGCUUACCACAACUCUCCAGCUUAUCAAGCAUGGAUUGUGGCAAAAGGAAGAGCACAAGCUGCUCUUCAAGAACAGCAAGCAAUGGAAAGAGCCAUGAUGGGUUCUAUGCCUUUUGGGAAACUAGAUGAUGCAAGGUUUGGCAUUCAACCAGUGGAUGAUGAUGAUGACGAAGAUGACGCCUUCUCUGUGAAGCACAUAUCCGCGGCUCGGUUUCAUCGAAAUCACAAGUUGAUGUCGGAAAUAUUCAGCGAUACGGUGGUUAGAGACGUCAGAACAGUUGUGACGAAGUCUCGUUUGGGAGUACUUAAACGCCAAGUACAGUCACUCAUAGCACAUCAGAAAAAGCUUGAAAGUGAGCUGCAACAGAUUGAAGAGAAGUUUGAGAGCAAAAAGCGGAAGUUUAUUGACGACAGCGAGAAGUUUAACGACGCCCUUAAAAAGUUGUGUGAACCUCCAAGUGAGAACGAGACGAAUUUGAACGAAGUGGUUUCAGGCAAGAGCAAUGACAGCGAACCUUCCCCGGGAGAAAGUAAAUCAGCUACCACUUGACUCUGGUCGCAGGCUUCGUUUUGUAGCGAAUCAACGUCGACUUGACUCUAGCCGCGGACUUCGUUUUGUAGCUAGCUGAUCGUAAACUAUUUGGGGACGCAGUGCCUCGCAGGAAGAUACAAAGCAACGUUUUGUAACACUGUGCCCUUCUGGGGAACAAGUGGGUUUUGAAGGUCACUUAGUAACACUUUGCUAAUAAAAAAGGAAAUAAUUGUAUAGGAGUUCUGUGUACAAGUAGAUUGACUCUGGCCGCAGGGUUACGGUUUUGUAGCAAGCUGGUCCUAAAAUAAUUAUUUUAAGCCGAGGGCCCCAAGUUUAUCAGUAACUUAAGUUACUGUCACGGGUCACCCUCAUUAAAUAAAGUCUUUCACUUCACUUCACUUCAAAUAUAUUGGAGAUGCAGUGCCUUGCAGGGAGAUACAUAGUAACGUUUUGUAGCACUAUGCCCCUCUAGCUAACAGUUGUCAUCUUGUACGUCACGUAGUAACACUUCGCGAGCAGCAUUACGUGACGAUAUAAAUAAAGGCAGUAAUUGUGAAGGGGCUCUGUGUACAAGUAGAUUGUUUUGAGGGGAAGGAGCCUCCGAUCGUUAAGGUUAUGUGGUGUUGCAAAAACAAGGAACAUGACAAGUGGCGUAUCCUGGUGACGAUGAAUAUUCAUAAUAUCCAAUGAGGGAUUGCCACGUCACCUUUAAGCUGACGUGGAUAUCCCUCAGUAGAUAAUAUGAAUUUACCAUGAACAGGUAUCCUUUUAAAUGGAAUUGACUGUAGAUCGCCGAGUUUUCUAGCGAACAUUCUUUAAAACGAUAAGUAAUCAUUUUAUUAGGGUGGAAAGAAUGGCGUAAUUUCCGCUGUCUAAAGAGGCGCCAAUUAUAAGGAGCAUCAUUUGCUUUUGUCCUGUGGCGGUAGAGAGGGCAAAAACUUUAGUUUUCGAGGCUAACAUUCUGUAAAUAUCUUCUUAGGCUUUCCCUCAUGGUACUACUAUUUCGUUAAAGGUGCACGUAACAUCUUUAAACAAAACAUGAAAAGUCACCUAAUAGAUCUCACCUUAUAAACUUAAAGAUUCUUUGUGUUGAAAUGCCCCUAGACAUACAUUUAUUUAUUAAAAUAAACUUAAAGAUUUAGGGCUACUGUGUAGAGCAGUUUCAAAUAUUGUUCAGCUAACGUGAAUUGGGUGCAAGAGAAGGUUCUGUAAUAUAGCAAGCAUUCUGAAGCAGUAUUCUUUGUGUUGAAAUGCCCCUAGACAUACAUUUAUUUAUUAAAAUGGUAUAUCUUG
Messenger RNA from Orbicella faveolata, 2603 nucleotides. RefSeq names its product SWI/SNF-related matrix-associated actin-dependent regulator of chromatin subfamily E member 1-like. Gene Ontology annotation, biological process: negative regulation of DNA-templated transcription. Lineage: Eukaryota; Metazoa; Cnidaria; Anthozoa; Scleractinia; Merulinidae. Gene Ontology annotation, cellular component: SWI/SNF complex. Gene Ontology annotation, molecular function: nucleosomal DNA binding; nuclear receptor binding. The record is from RefSeq and is a predicted model, not a curated record.